AUGGCAAAUAUUGUGCACCUGCCUCUCAUUUGGAUUCUCUGUGUUUUCACAAGAUGCUUCAGUGAAUAUUUCUGCCCAAAGGGAGCAAAAAUUGACCGUGAUGGUUUGUACUGUUACUGGAUGCCGACAUUUACAUCAACAUGGCUAGAAACAAGAGACAUCUGUCAGAGAGAUGAUGGAGGAGACCUUGCUGUGGUGAACAGUGUGACUGUUCUGACCUUUAUACAAAAUUCAUUUCAACUAGAAGCCCCGGUUUUGGUCUGGCUGAGUAAUGGAAUGACAUCGGGUCCAUCUGAUGAUUUGGAUACUGUAACCUUCCAGCAUGAAGCAAGAGAAAUGAAGUCAUGUACUUCAAUGGCCCUGGCCUCUGGACAGUGGAUGAAUGAACAAUGUGAUAAGAGAAAUUUCAUCAUCUGUGAGAAAAUGAUAUCAGUGUCUUUGCCAUCACUGGAGAGCUUUAUGACAGGUGUGCCUCUAAUGUCAGGCAUAUACACAGUGUCCCAGAUGCAACUGCUACCUUCUCCACCAGACCCAGGACACCAUAGGGUUGAGGUCAUGUUGUUCCCAGGUCUCUGGUUCAGUCACGAGGGCCAAGUGAUGUCUUUGGAUUUGGUGACGCAGCCAAGUGAUCAGUUGACCUUUGCUAGAGUGCAAAUAUUUAGGCCUUACUGCAGCCCAAGUCAUCAUCUAGUGCCACCUGGUUGUAGUUAUCUGCUGAAUCCUUUCAGCUGCUGUUCACUGAUACCUAUGUGUAACACCACUGGUGGGUGUGCCAGCGGGCAGUAUUGGUGCCAUCUGCUGGAGACCUGUUUGCCUGUCACCAGUCCAUGUAGUCCUUAUCACUCCUUCAACCAGAGACAUCCAUUCUCCCUGCCUCCCCGCUACACUGCGACGCCACCGUUCUUCCAUUUGAUGGCAGACAUGUCACUCAAAUUGCCCCCAACUGCUGAUUACACACACAUCAGUGUUACAAUUCAAGACAAAGACAUCACUGUAUAUCCUGAUGACAUUCUGGCAGUGCAACACACUAGAAGAACAGGAGAAUUUCUACAUUGUGUUGCCGGUACCAGUUCAGCCUGGCGCCACAGUUACCUCUCUCUGCAUGGACCUGAGUGGGGAGGGUGGUUUAAGGGGAGUCUGACUGCCCAUCCAGGAGAGGGCCAAUGGCUAGAUGGUGUGGUCUGUGACCUCCGGGUGAUUUAUGAAGACACUAUGCCACACUAUGGUGUUUCAUCGAUACCUAGCACCAUGCAAACUACCUCAAAGAGCAACAGUCCAAUCAAAAUGCAGAGCCUUGUCACAAGACUGCAUGUUUUGUAUCCACAGCUUGACAAGGACAGCCAAAUGCAUGUUGCCAUCAAUGUUCCAACACUCAUUGUCAUCAAGAUUAAUUCAGGGGGAAACGCAAUCAGUUCCUGGUCGGCUCCAGUGUCAAAGACUGGAGUCUUGUUUAUGUCUUCUUGCCCUGCUGUUAUGCUUGAGAUUGAUGGAGGAUGUGUGAGGGAAACUUCUGACACAUGGUUCUCUCAUGUGUACAUGGUGCUUCCAAGUCAAGGUGAACAUACACUGAACAUUGUAGCUUCAAACAGUCUGAACUCCCAGAGUCUGAGUUUGAGGGUUGUGUCUCAUAUCCCUGUAACUGGGCUGAGUAUCCAGCCUCUGGGCUUCAGCAGAGUUCUUGUGGACAUACCACAGUUGUUUACAGCUUCAGUGGCCACAGGCUCAUCUGUGACAUAUACAUGGGUUAUUGAUGACCUGGUCCAGUUUGCACACACAGGAGAGUCUUACAGCUUGGCUUUUAAGAAUCCUGCAGAAUACACGCUUAAGGUGAUGGCAAAGAACCCUGUGAGCUCUCAGUUAAUUGAGGUCAAGCUAACAGCCGAUGUAAUGACCCCAUUAGCUGAACUAGCAGUAAUUUCCAUGCCAGAGGCCAUUGCUGUAAACACCUCAACUCUCUACACCAUUUGUGUUAAAGCUGACAUCUCUAUAGGUGUUACAAUCAGAUGGGAUUUUGGUGAUAAUACGACUUCUCUCAGUCACCCAAUUUCUGCUGCUUUAGAAAUUAAAGACAGCCAUCUUCAGCAAAGUAUCAAACAUGUUUACCUGCAAGACUCCGCACAUCAUAUGUUUUCUUUCCCAGGUGACUACACCUUGAAAAUAAUGGCUUACAACAAAUAUGACCAUAUUGAAAAGAAUGUAACGGUCAAAGUAAGGACUCCAAUAUCAAGAUUGCUGGUGUCAUCAUCUCCUGUUGUCUGUCAAGUCAACCACACCAUCUUCUUUGAGGUCUUACUAUGGCCUUCUUCAUACGGAGUGAUUUACUCCUGGAACUUCGGUGACAACUCCAGUAAAGUGAAGGACUAUCACAGUAAAGUCAGUCAUGUUUUUAUAAGACCCAGGAAAUACGAUGUCACCAUUUCUGCCAACAACACUGUGUCAGUCUUAACUAACUAUACAGCUGUGGAGAUAGUUGAAGCUGUCUCUGGUCUCCAGCUGAGUUACACUGGCUCCAUUGAACUUAAUUGCAUCUUUGAAAUCACUGGGAAUGUUUCUGCUGGCACACAUCUAAAAUGGACUUUUGACUUUGGAGAUGGUUCGGUACUAAAUGAUCACUUUGGAAGCUCCGCCUCUCACAUUUAUAUGUCUCCUGGUAACUACACUGUUCAGGUUGCUGCGUAUAAUUCUGUAGGUAGGGAAAACCAGUCGGUCAAUGUGGAAGUCUAUAAGUUGUUUAUUUGUAAAAUCUUGCCAACUGACUGCGUUGUGAAUGAAGCGGAGAUAGAUUUUGAGGUGGUGGUGAAAGGAAAUGUUCCUCUUUUAACUUUUCACUGGGAUUUUGGAGAUGGAAGUCAGUUGUCUAUUGUUAAAGGAGCUACCUCUAUCACUCAUACUUUCUUAAAUUCAGGGAUUUACUCAAUUAGUGUAAAAGCUAAUAGCCCAGUGGGUGCGGCCCAUUAUCAAACCAACAUAUGUGUUGAGCCCCAAAUUACAAAAGUCACAUUGCAUUUGCCCAAGACUGCUGUAGCGGUGAAUGAGGAAAUAUGCAUGAAUGUAUCUGUGCUUCCUAUAGUAAGUGAUCCUUAUAAGUUUCAGUGGAGUAAUAACUUUUUAAAUGAUACCCCAGUCAUAGGCCUGUCACACCAUUGCUUUGUUUUCCCAGCUGAGGGUUUGUAUGUAAUUAUGGUGAUGGCAAGUAAUGAAGUUAGCAACAAAACAACAGAAACAACAGUUUUGGUUCAAAUGUCUGUAUCCAAUUUAUUCAUAAAAUUAGAAGGUAACCAAGAUGCAAUGACUGUGAAUCAGUCCUAUUAUUUUUGUGCUGAGCUUUCUGGUAAGAGAGACGUUUCUUUUCAGUGGGACUUUGGAGAUGGUUUCUUAAAAAAGAAGGGUCAAAAUCAGUCACACAUUUUUGCUUUUCCUGGGAGGUUUUGUGUGACUGCUACUGCAUCUAAUGCAGUAAGUUCCCAUUCUGUGUCCAUAGAAGUAGAGGUGCAGGUACCUCUGUCAUAUUUAAUUGUUAAUACCAGUCAGCCAUUUGCAGAGGCAGGAAAAGAGAUACUAUUUAAAGCUUGGACUGAUGUGAAUGAAAAUGUUAAGUUUAACUGGACUUUGAAUUAUUUGUCACUUUCAACCCCUGGAACAUCUGAGUUUAUUUAUGUGUUUCCUAAAGCAGGGAUAUUUUUGAUUAAAGUCACUGCUCAAAAUCAUGUCAGUCUGAUGGAAACCACAAUGUAUAUUGAGGUCAUAGAGAGAAUAGAGGGGGUUCAAAUCCAAUCUCAAGGUCUGCAGUCUGCAAGAUAUUUCCUGACCAAUCAGAUUGUACUAUUGAGAACUUCAGUGACACAUGGUUCUAACUUGACAUAUAAGUGGCUUGCAGAUCAAAGUGGGACUAAUCAAACUAUAAGUAACAGUGUUCAAUUUCAGCUAUGUACAAACAUCUCUGGUGAUUUGUUUAUCAGGUUGGAAGUAUCCAAUGUUCUUGGAUCAGUAGAUACUGAACUUUCAUUGAGAGCAGUUGAGCGCAUUUCUGGUUUGAGGAUUUUAGCAUCAAUGAAUGUUGCCGCCAAAGGAAAACCAGUGAAGAUCUCUGUGAGUGUAGCAUCUGGAACAGACCUUCUGUACUCAUGGUUCCUGGACUCUGAACACAGUCCUAAAAUUUCAGAUGUACCCUUUAUUUUGCAUGUCUUCAAAGUUAUUGGUGUGGUCAAGCUCAGAGUGUUGGUCUCAAAUGUCUUUGGGUCUAACAAUGCAACUAAACUACUAAUAAUUCAGGAGAGCAUCUCCGAAGUAGACUUUCAGAUAAAUGGAAAAUCAAGCCCAUUUUUUGUCGCAUCAAAUAGAAUCCUGUCACUCCAUGGAUGUGCAAGGACAGGAAAUGUCCUACAUUGGGAAUGGACAUUAACUUUUCAUAACAGUACAGUUAUUCUUCUUGCUGACAAUCAAAUAUUUAGCUAUUCUUUUGUGGAUGUUGGAGAUCACCGUGUCUCACUUAAUGCCUCAAAUGACAUUAGCUGGCAAACUGUUUCGUAUAUUGUGACCAUUGAGGAUGCGAUCCAAGGACUUUCACUAACAGCUAGCAGCAGUAUUGUAUGCGAGAAUGAUUUGGUUUCAUUCAAACCAUCUGUCUCCCAAGGAAGUAAAGUUUCCUUUACUUUGGAAUUCAUGAAUGAAAUUUCGUCAGUGGACAUUGAGCAGAAUUUUACAACCUCAUCUCUUGCAGUUGGAAAGCACUUGGUGAGAGCAAUAGCAAAAAAUAAUGUUAGUAUCCAAACAGUUACAGUAACUGUGCAAGUGGUGGAAAGAAUGAAGGGCUUGCAUUUGAUUGGCUGUUGCUCUGCUGUCCUUGAGGCAUCAAAAACCAUUAAUUUUCAAGCAAAAGAAAGCAGUAGCUCACAAGCCGAUUAUCACUGGACUUUCCUAUUAAAUGGAAUCUAUUCCUCUCGGGAAAUCGGGCAAAACGUUCACUUCACACCUAUUACAAACGGAUCCCUGUAUGUUACAGUGGAAGCUGAUAAUGGCUUCUGCUCACAGUCCCUGAGCAUUACAGCAAAAGUACAGAAGCAUGUGAAGGAAGUGAAGCUUGUUAGCUCACAUGAUGUUGCUUUUAUUGACUAUCCAAUCUUUUUUGUAGCCAUCACAGAUGGAGGAAGUGACCUUAAAUUAAUUUGGGAUUUUGGCGAUCCCAGCGGAGAAACCCUGGUUACAAAAUCCAAUACUCAAGACCACAGAUACAAUGUUACUGGUCGGUUUGUGGUGCAAUUAACAGCUUUUAAUGACAUAAGUCAGGCCUCAACGCAAAUGGAAAUUGAAGUACAAAAAUUGAAGUGCACCCAGCCUGACAUCUACCUGGUUGAAGAACAAUCUAAGACAUUAAAAUCCAGACCAAGAUUUUUUGAAGCAAGAGUAGACUUCAAAGGUUGCAAUACAUACAAAGCAUCAUAUCUAUGGGAGAUUUUCAGUGGCCCUGAUUGCUCAGCAAUGGACAAGAUAUCAUUAAACGAUUCUGUUGAUGUUACUACACCACUUCUGUUUCUGCCAAGGCACACUCUUAAAGUGGGAAACUACUGUUUAGCAUUUACCACCAAACUACAGGGAACUCCCUUAAAGCAGCACAAGACUUUAAAGUUUGCUGUUGUUCACAGUCAGUUGGUGCCUCUGAUUAAAGGUGGAUCUCGCAGGCUCUGGUCAAGUAAAAAUGACCUUAUAAUGGAUGCAACUGAGUCAUAUGAUCCAGAUUCAGAGGAGAAUGAUUUUGAGUCGUUUUGGUUCCAGUGGGGUUACAUUAUAGAGAACACUGCAGCAUCGUCUUCAGACAUUUACACCCCUCAUCAUCAUAUUCCCGAAAAUGGAAGUAUUCUUCUUCUUCCCAGAAGUACUCUGUUGCCAGACAGAUUGUACACCUUUACUUUAACCCUUUACAAAAGUGGACGACAGCCUGUCUCUGUAUCACAGUCAGUUACAGUGUACAAUGUUGCUUUACUACCUGUGACUGUGAAUUGUGUAUCCUGUAACUCCCUGUUGUCAUUCCAUAUGAGUCAUAGUUGGCGAAUUGUCUUGGCUGGCUAUUGUUCUUCGUGUGAAGAAGACACUGUACAGUACAAGUGGACAGCAGAGAAUCAGAAAGGUGAAGCUAUAGCACUGAAUGAAGUCACUACCUCAACAGGAAACCUCUGGAGAGAGAUAGUCAUUAGAGCAGGGGUGCUAAUGGAGGGACAUGAAUAUACCUUUACUCUCAACGUGUCUGAACCAGCCUCUGGGAAUUGGGGGUCAGCAAGCAUCACAUUAGUCCCCAACCAUCCUCCCUACGGGGGCAUUUGCACUCUGUCACCAGACGACUCUCUUCAUUUCCUGGAAACAGUGGUCAUUUACAACUGCUCAGGGUGGAUGGAUGACGAUGGUGACUCAGCUCAACUGAUAUUUUCACUACAAGUGGCACAGUGUGAAGAUUUUGGACCAUUAUGUCCCUUGAUUACUCUUUAUAGAGGCACUCAAAGCACUUUCGGCUCCCUGGUGCCACUUGGUAAUUUAAGCAUAGCAGAAAACACAUCUGUUAUUUACAUGCUGGUGAUGGUUGAAGAUAACAUGGGGGCUUCAGUCAUCACAUUGAGAAAGAACCUGACAGUGCUGUUGAAUGACCAUUGCACAACUGAGUGGUUAAGAAAUAAGAUCCAAUCAGAGUUCUGGGCGUUGCUCCAGCAAGGCAAUCCUCAGAACAUCAUACAAUAUUCUAUCGCCCUCACCAGCCAACUCAACCAGCUGGAGACUUUUAGUGCUCAUGAUUUGGAGGACAAGAUUCAGAUGCGAGGAAAUGUAACUCAGGCUCUGGCGUCUGUGCCAGUCUCUACGCUUCAGGAUGUAGCACAGAUCAGCUCAGCUUUGGCCCAAUCUACAGCAGUUCCGUCUGAAGUGCAGUGCAAGGGCUGCCAAGCAAAGGUUCUUAAGGUUACGGAGAAGAUGAUCAAAGUAAUAAGAGAACAAACAGGACAUAGUGACAUCAGCCCCACAGAGACCGGCAGGAACAUUCUCAAUGUUUUAAGCAGUGCCCUGACUGUUGAUCAUUUAGAGAGGAGUAAUUCAGGCCACAAGCAUUUGGGAACAUCAGAGACAGCUGUAUCAGCACUAGGCCAGAUUGUAGAGCUCAUGCGUUCAUUGAUGUUGUCUCAGAUGCGUGGGGAAGAGGCUCUUUCCCUCGCUGCUCCAAAGAUCAAUGUGGUGGGCAUACGGGGUGACCCUACUAAAGACCUCCUGUGCACAGACAACUCCAACCACUGCCAGUUUCACAUCCCAUCAGCACUGAGCUCUCACCUGAAGGAAAAAAGACAAGAAGUCCUGCAGAUCCUUUUGCAAAUGGAGGCAGAAGAAAACCCAUUCAUUCCAGCUGCAGAACCACCUAUAUCCACAACGCUUGCAGCCAUGGAGUUUGCUACACCACAAGGGAAGCCCAUUCCUAUUACUAACCUGACACCAGACACUGCAAUUCAAUUCAUUUUGCAGAAAAAGAUAAGAGAGGAGGAGGAUGAGAGUUUGCUUAGGAAACAUUUCACUCUGUCAUCUAAGGGGAGUUUAAACUUCACAGUUCAAGCAGUGCAAACUAAACCUCAGGCUGGCCUCUAUGUUUCCCUUAACUUCAGUGUCAUCCCAGGAACUGGUGAGACAGCCUCUGGACUAGUACGGAUAUCUGUUGGUGACCACUCAGUCCAUUCACUGUUUCAGCACACUCAUACUGAAGAGCUCCACAUCUCUCUGUCAGCUGAGACUCCAUCACUAGAGCAUACCAUCUUCCUUACACCACUCUUGAAUGGUUCUACAAAAGACCUUUUUGUGAGCCUGAACAGUCAUGUCAGAGGUGUGGAUGUGACGGUCUCUGUGUGUGUGUUCAGCAUGCUGUGCCAGUUUUUCAAUCUUAAAGAGAGUCGCUGGAGCAGUGAGGGUUUGAGUAGUCUGAGUGGCAGCAGUCCCCACACUGCCCAUUGCCUCACCCAGCACCUCACCAUGUUUGGAGCCAGUCUCUUCACCCAUCCGGAGGCAGUUUUACUGCUGCCGCCUUCAGAAGAGCCGGUGAGGAAUGUGUUGGUGGGAAUCAUUUGUGGAGUCUUGCUACUAAUUCAUCUGAUGGUUGGUGUUAUCGCCCACAAACUGGAUCACCUGGAAAGUCUGCGUCUGUGUUGCGUACCACUGUGUGGCCAAAAAGGUCGCUACCAGUAUCGGGUUCUUGUCAAAACAGGUUGGAAAGGAGGCUCUGGUACCACCGCACAUGUUGGCAUUAGCCUGUAUGGUCUGAAUAAAAGUGGUUCACGUCACCUCCAAAGAGAAGGAGCUUUCCUGAGGAAUAGUCUGGAUGACUUCCAAAUUGAAACUGAUGCCAAUCUUGGCGAGAUCUGGAAAAUACACAUCUGGCAUGACAACACAGGUCUAGACCCAUCCUGGUACCUGCAACAUGUGAUCAUCUGGGACAUACAGACAGAUAACAUGUUUUUCUUCCUGGUGGAAGACUGGCUAUCUGUGGAGAAUGAAAAGAACUCUGGAAGGGUGGAGAAAGCUGUUUUAGCUUCUAGCCCUCAGGAGCUGCAGCAGUUUAAGAGGAUUCUUUAUGCCCAGUUGUUGUUUGGGCUUCGAGAGCAUCAUCUGUGGAUUUCAUUAUGGGAGCGGCCGGCCCACAGCAGCUUUAGCCGAGCCCAGAGGGUCACCUGCUGCGCCCUCUUAUUGCAUCUGUAUCUGGCAGCUGGGGCAGUGUGGUAUGGAGCAGUGGGCAGAAAGGGCAGUAGAGGCCCGGUCUCUACACAGAUGUUUAUGAAUACAGAGACCAUUCUGGUUGGAAUGACAGUUGCAGCUUUGAUUUUCCCUCUCCAAUCCAUCCUCAAAUUUCUGUUCCAAAAAACUAAGAGCAAGGUGACAUCGGAUGUGUCUCUGCCUCCCUCUCCUGUGUCUCACAGCAUCGAGAUGGAUGUUUUCCUCAGUCAUCCAAAUCUCUCCCACUCUUCUUUUCUGUCACUACCCGCUGGCCUUGACUCUUCCAUAUAUGAUGGACAGUCUACUUUCACAAACUCUUUGCAGAGCAAGAAACUAGAUUUGGAAUUUUGGAACUCUGCAGAACGAGUGGAUAACUGGCCAUCAUGUGAGAGUAUCUUUGGUGUGCCUGAGCUGACAGGAACCACUCACCUCCUGAAGAGAAAAAAAGCCCAUUUACAACUACAUUUGUCUUCAACCUCUGACCAUGACACCUUGAAACCAUCCGAGUCUCCAGAAGAUCUUAGGACUAUAUCUGCAGACCUGGAACCCACAAACACUCUGUCCUCAGGGCCAGCUGCAUCUGACAGUGGUCAUUUUACACCCAAUGAGAGCACCCUAUCUGACAUUUCGUGUAGUGAGUGGUCUGAUCUGAGUGUGGAUACACUAGCAUAUGAAGCUGGCCUCCACAAAUCCCCCUCCACCCUCUCAGUGCUCAGUGAGGCCAGCACAUUUCUCCCUAGUCUCCCACCCGACUCUAUAAGCACCACCUCCAACACACGCAUUGGAGUGGUUCGUGGUAUGUCUGGCAUAAGGCUUCCUUUCUGGGUUCUGCGUGUGGUUCACCUGCUGGUGGCUGUUCUGCUGGGAACAUGUCUGGCUCUGGUGGGACUGUAUGGGAGCAGGUUUUCCAGCUCUGUGGUUCUAAUGUGGAUGGUGUCAACCCUGUCUGCCUGCCUCACUUCUGCCUUGCUGUUGGAACCAUUUGCAAUAUGUGUACAGGCACUAUAUUUGGCUGCUGUGGUGAAACCAGUGGACCCAGAGGUGGAGGAGCGUUUGUCUCAGGAGACUGAAGUGAGAAGGACAGGAGCAGAUGAAGAAGAUAAGGUGCAUCCUCCCUGUGGGUACGGCCUGCUGCAGGCUAGAGAGGAAGCCCGGAAAUUGCGAACACUUAGAGCAUUAAUGAGGAGCUGUUUAGUCUACAUGCUCUUCCUGUGGAUGGUUCUGAUGGUGAACUACCAGGAAACUGUCCAGGAGGCUAACUGCAGAUUUCUUCGCUCUGCUAUAAAACACACACUCAUUUCAGCUUCACAUGGGCAGCCCAGUCUCACAGCAUUACCUGGAUGGAUGAAUGCAGAGCAGUGGAUAGACCAGAGAUUAAUAUCACACCUGUAUGAAAACCCUUCACUGUCUUUAAUUGGCCCACCUCGACUACAGAAAGUGUAUUCUCAAGACUUAUGCAGUGAAAAUUUUAGAGAUCAGUUCCAAUCUGGUCGAUAUCCUUUGAUGCUGACUGCUCACGUUUUAUCACAUGCCAGCCUUGGACACCAGAGAUCCUCUGCUCCCAGCAAGAACACUCCAGCCCUUUUAACUCAGCCGUGGAGUAAGGGCACAUCAUGUACAUUUGGUCAGAGAGAGGAAGUAGUGCUUGGGAACAACAGUGAAUCCACACGUCAGAUUCUGUCAGACCUACAGACUGCAAACUGGAUGACAACAGGAACACAGGCAGUGUUGAUUGAGUUCACUCUGUAUCAUAAAGAGACGAGUAUCUUGGCACCAGUCUCUAUUCUCUUGGAUCAGACACAGACAGGCAGAAUUCUUGCUUUUAUCUCCAUCCAGCCUUUUCACAUCUCUCCAUUCUCUGGUCCAGACUUACACAUCACAUUGACGGUCCUGCUUUUGCUGUUUGCCCUGUGCUUUCUGAGUGCUGAAGUAUUGGCCUUGAUCAGGAAGCCGAGUCUAUAUCUAAAGCAAGCUUGGUGCUGGUUUCAGCCAUUGUCAGCCUUUCUGGCCCUAGCAGCAGCUGUUUUUCGUCUGUAUUUCCUCUCCUCAACUAAAGCCUGCCUCUCCAGACAUCACUCCCAGCCCACCGCUUUUGCUGAUUUUCACAGUGUUGCCACACUGGCCAGAACAUCCAGUCAGCUUUCAGCAGUUCUAGUAACACUCUUGGUUCUAAAGAUGGUGGGGAUCCUACGGUUUGUUAGGAGAUGGCUGGUGUUGGGACGGGUUAUUCGACUAGUAUUCCCUCAGAUCUGUGGCGUGGCAUUCCUGCUGCUUGUCCUGUGGUUUCUGUUCUCUCACACAGGCUUUAUGCUCUUCUCCAGUUCAGUAAAGGGAUUUAGGACCUUAGGGCAGGCGAGUCAAUCUCUGCUGUGUUUGUUGAGAGGGCAUGUGGGGCUGCAUCGACUUUGUGAGCAUCAUCCAGUGGUGGGAACUCUAUACUGCUUGGCUGCUGUUGGCAUUGGGCUUUGGGUACUUUGGCGCCUGUGUGCUGCUGUGUUGAUUCAAACCUACCGAAUAGUGCAGGCAGACAUUUACAGACCAUCCAUGGAGCCACAGGACUACGAGUUGGUACAGCUUCUCAUUAAACGGCUCAAGCUAUGGAUGGGACUUAGCAAGACCAAAGAGUUCAGGCAUAGAGUCAAGUUUGAAGGAAUGGCUCCUCCACCUUUCAGAUCCUCCCAGGGCUCUCAAGUCUCCAACCCCUCUGUGCCACUCAGUCCUAUGGGAUCCCAGCAGACCUCUUCUGUUUCCUCUUUGGCCUCAGAUUCCUCCAUCAUUUCAGAAAGUUUUGACUUUGACCAUUAUGUGGACCGCCUGGUGCCCUGUGUUGAUAACCUUCUGGCUGGCUUUGACCGUGUCAACCAGCUGACUGAGGAGGUAUACAGCUUUGAGCUCCAACUUCAAGAGGCCAAGAGCAGGAUUUCCCAGAGAAGAAAGUUGCAAAGACUUCAGAAGGUGUCCUUUCAGGGAUCUGCUCCAACCCCAAAGCCAACACAACUCCCUCAACAUUCAUCUACCUGUCUUUUGGAAUGUAAACCAACUCCAUUUCCACUCAAAGGCAUCACUAAUACCCUUCCAUGCCGCCGUGCUACCCAUUCAGAGUCCUCAAUGUUGGAGUCCAGUGCCCUCUGUAAUAAAAGAAUACUUUCUACAGUGGAUCGAGGGGUGAACAGUGCAAACCCUGGAUGCGGGGGCAGCUCAAGACGCAGAGCCUGGAAUUCAGUGACCUGCCACUCUGCCGACACCGCCCAAAGGUUAGCUUGGUCUCAGAGCUCAGUGGCCUUGCCAGAGAGACCCCAAAGUGAAGAUGGAGACAGGGAACACGUGCAUGAUGGCAUGCCAAUUAAGAGACAGGCAUGGUAGACUGAUUGAAUGUAGUAAUAUUUGUAUGAUUAAGUAUUACUUGUUGUGGAUACUAAUUUUAUCAGUAACACUUUACACUAAAGUUCUAAACUGUAUUCUUGCCUUUCCCUGAUUAGUCAGAUCUGCUCUGAUAUGGUGAUCACAUGCAACCAUGGGUACACCUCAGACCAUCAGAUUAAUCUGCACAGAAGAUAGUAGUGUAGCUUUAAAUGUGAACUCAGUCAUUUGUUCCUCAUUAAAAAUCGUUUAACUCCUUAAGACAUGAAUAGUAAUUCAUUUUAGAAUCACAUGACUAGCCAAAUUUACAUUUACAUUUACAUUUAUUCAUUUAGCUGACGCUUUUAUCCAAAGCGACUUAGACACAACCAAAUACUACUUGCUUAAUCUCAGUAACAGUCCUGUUAUUAGAUACUUUCCCUUUUUGAUUAGUCAUGGCAGACUGUGAAUGCUAAAUAUCUACGAUGGCAUCUGGAAAUGAAAACUAUUGAUUUUAAAUGAUGCUGCAUCCAAGCCUCUAGGUGUCAGUGUAAGUCCAAGAUGACACAAAGACAAAAGAUACUGAGUUCACCUUUAACAUUAACACAUUAGGUGUCUUAAACUAACAACGAAUGGUAAACAGUAUUCAUCUUAAUGUUAAUUUAGAAAUAUUCUAUUGUUAAUGUUGUUUAUACAUAAUGUAUUAAUAGGCAUAUAUGUAGAAAUUAGCAUAAACCAAGAUAAAUAAAUGCUUUAAUGUAUUGUUGAUUGAUAUUUCAUGUUAACUAUUCUUUUAAAUUGUGUCAGUGUAUAUGACCUUAUUUUACAGUGUUAUAAUUUUAUUAUUUUCAUUUGCAAAUAGUUUGUGUAUUGUUUUGACACAGUGAAGGCACGAUGUGUUUGUCCUCUGCACUAAUCACUUAUGAGCUUUAGAUUUUGUAGUGUUUUUACAUUUAUGAGCUUUAGAUUUUGUAGUGUUUUUACAUUUAUGAGCUUUAGAUUUUCUACCUCGUGACAGGUGCUUUUGCACUGUUUUUCAUGUUGAAGUGUUUGUUUAUGUCAUCUGUGUUUCCUUUUAAUUUGAUCAUGUUUAAGUAAAUCUCUGUGUGACAUAUCUUGCAUGGAAGAAUCUAUUUGAAUGUUGUGUCAAUAAAAUGACAUGGCCAUCAAAAG
Messenger RNA from Xyrauchen texanus (razorback sucker), 13242 nucleotides. It is a transcript of the gene pkd1b, whose product is annotated as polycystic kidney disease 1b. Lineage: Eukaryota; Metazoa; Chordata; Actinopteri; Cypriniformes; Catostomidae. The coding region runs from base 1 to 12093 and encodes 4030 amino acids. The transcript has 42 exons. Gene Ontology annotation, cellular component: membrane. Gene Ontology annotation, molecular function: protein binding. Gene Ontology annotation, biological process: kidney development. The record is from RefSeq and is a predicted model, not a curated record.